Molecule: messenger RNA, 1410 nt
Organism: Schistosoma margrebowiei
Lineage: Eukaryota; Metazoa; Platyhelminthes; Trematoda; Strigeidida; Schistosomatidae
Source: the annotation of a GenBank genome assembly
UUGAAAUAAGCUGUGUAGGUCGCCAGUCGAUUUGAAUUGCUACGCUACAGAAAUUAGUAAGCGAUGGAAGAAAUUGGGUUAGCACCACAAGUUACAAAGGAACUUGAGAUAACUGAAAGUUCGGGAAUAAACUUUGGGCAUAUAGAUCCUCUCCAGCUGAGCGAGGAAGAUCUGUAUGUAAAACUGAAGGUCCUUGAAAAGCAAAUUGAGUUCAUUCAGGUACAAGAAAACUAUAUCAAAGAUGAACAGAAAAAUUUAAAAAAAGAGUAUUUGCAUGCCCAAGAAGAAGUCAAGCGUAUCAAAAGCGUCCCUCUUGUUAUUGGACAGUUUCUAGAAGCUGUCGAUCAGAGCACCGGUAUUGUAGGAUCCACAACCGGUUCGAAUUACUACGUUCGAAUAUUAUCUACAAUCGAUCGCGAGCUGUUGAAGCCAAGUGCCAGCGUCGCUCUCCACAAACACAGCAAUGCUUUGGUUGAUGUCCUUCCCCCAGAAGCAGAUAGUAGUAUCACGAUGCUUCAGGCUGAUGAGAAACCCGAUGUAUCCUACUCUGAUAUUGGUGGUAUGGAUAUGCAGAAGCAGGAAGUGAGAGAAGCUGUUGAAUUGCCUUUAACUCAUUUCGAAUUAUACAAGCAAAUUGGGAUUGAUCCACCUAGAGGUGUCCUAAUGUAUGGUCCUCCAGGUUGUGGGAAGACAAUGUUAGCCAAAGCAGUCGCGCAUCAUACUACUGCCGCUUUUAUUCGUGUUGUUGGAUCGGAAUUUGUCCAGAAGUAUCUGGGAGAAGGUCCUCGAAUGGUUCGGGAUGUGUUUCGUUUGGCUAAAGAAAAUGCUCCAGCAAUCAUAUUUAUCGACGAAAUCGAUGCUAUCGCCACUAAGCGGUUUGAUGCUCAAACUGGAGCUGACCGUGAAGUACAGCGUAUCCUAUUAGAACUGUUGAACCAAAUGGACGGAUUCGACCAAAACGUAAAUGUGAAGGUUAUCAUGGCUACAAAUCGUGCUGAUACAUUAGACCCAGCACUUUUGCGCCCUGGUCGACUUGAUCGCAAAAUCGAAUUCCCAAUGCCAGAUCGUCGUCAAAAACGCCUUAUUUUUUCAACUGUCACCAGCAAAAUGAAUCUCAGUGAUGAUAUUGACUUGGAAGAUUAUGUUGCACGACCAGAUAAGAUCUCUGGUGCAGACAUCAACGCUAUUUGCCAAGAGGCUGGAAUGCAAGCAGUUCGAGAAAAUCGUUAUGUUGUUCUAGCAAAAGAUUUUGAAAAAGGUUACAAAAAUAGUUUAAAGAAAGAUGAACAAGAACUGGAAUUUUACAAGUAGCCAAAUUUCACCUGUUUUGAUGACUAUACCGUAAUAUAAGAAUUGUAACAACAUCUCUAAUCUCUCAUAGUGCGUGUAAAUAAAUUUGCUAAAACAAUA